Messenger RNA from Penicillium coprophilum, 1488 nucleotides. RefSeq names its product integral membrane protein TmpA. The record is from RefSeq and is a predicted model, not a curated record. The transcript has a single exon. The coding region runs from base 1 to 1488 and encodes 495 amino acids. Gene Ontology annotation, biological process: sexual sporulation resulting in formation of a cellular spore; regulation of conidium formation; conidium formation. Lineage: Eukaryota; Fungi; Ascomycota; Eurotiomycetes; Eurotiales; Aspergillaceae.
AUGCCUCCAAAGGUGCUUGUCGCGCGCAAUACACCCACGGUGAGCGAGGCCACUCUUACCGAGGAAGACAAAUUCAAUGAGAACUGUUACUCCAAGGAAUCCGAAUCCUUACAUCUGGAUCUCGCAAAAGAGAUCGAUGUCGAGGCCCAGACAUCCCAACCUAUCCAGCGCAAACCCAAGUUGUUUGCAUCCACUCGAUAUGCCAUUCUCACACUAUACCGGCGUCUUUUCACGCUAGUCUUCUCUGCCAAUGUUGCAAUGUUCGUGUACGUCAUGAGCACGGAGCAAAAACUCUUAGCUCUGGUCAAUGCAACAGCUGCCAACUUGCUCGCUUGCGGUCUGGCCCGCCAGCCACUGGUGGUCAAUGCCAUCUUUAUGGUGGUUUGCUCAAUGCCGCGCUCAGCGCCUCUGCCCCUCCGUCGUAUCGCCGCCAAGGUUUACCACUACGGUGGUGUCCAUAGCGGCUGUGGAGUCGCAUCCCUCGUGUGGUACGUGGGAUUCGUGGGCGUGUUAUCCCACCAAUAUUGGAGUCCAUCAGCGGAUGUUUCGGAUUUGGGCAUAUCAGCAGCGCCUGUUGCCUUAGCUUAUGUCAUCUUGCUCCUGUUGCUGGCCAUCAUCGUGGUGGCUCACCCCGCCUUCCGGAUGAAACGGCAUGAUUAUUUCGAACUCACCCACCGUUUCUCGGGGUGGCUUGUCGUUGCCUUGUUUGUCGCCUUGCUGCUCGUCUUCUCACGAGGCGCAAGCCAGGCAACGGGGCAACCACUUGGAACAUUCCUCGUUGAACUGCCAGCAUUCUGGUUCCUGAUUUUCACGGUGGCGGCCAUUAUCCAACCUUGGCUGUUCCUCCGUAAGGUCGCGGUGCGGGCCGAGCCACUCUCGACCCACGCCACCCGCCUGCAUUUCGAUCAUGCUAUUACCACCUUUGGAAAGGGCAUCCAACUUGCCAAGCACCCGCUUCGGGACUGGCAUGGGUUUGCCACUUUCCCAGACCCUACUCCCGCAGGUGUCCAUGGCAACCCAAGUUUCUCUACCUUGGUGUCCAGAGCCGGUGACUGGACUGCAGAAACCAUCCAGAAUCCGCCCACCCACCUCUGGAAGCGUGGUGUGCUGAUCUAUGGCUUUGCAUAUGCCAUGCGCGUUUUCAAGAGAGUGAUUGUCGUCACUACCGGAUCGGGCAUCGGUCCUUGUCUGUCAUUCCUCGGUGAUGAUAACCGGCCCGCACUGCGUGUACUCUGGCAAACUCGUGCCCCUCGACAGACAUACGGUGACGGGGUGAUGCACCUGGUGCACAAGAUGGAUCCAACACCUAUUAUUCUUGACACCAAUAAGUGUGGGCGUAUGGACAUGGUUCCCAUCAUCCUGCAGCAGAUCAAGGACUUCAACGCUGAAGCGGUGUGCGUGAUCAGUAACCCUGUGCUGACGACGCGAAUCGUCUAUGAGCUUGAAGCUCGAGGGACCCCGGCAUUUGGCCCGAUUUUUGAUUCCUGA